UUUACUUUGAAAGUUAUGACCGGAAGCGUGGUGUUUGACGCUCUCUGCCGUGUGACAGGUGUUGUGAGAGGAGCCGUCAUGUCGCUGCAGUUUACAGAUGAGGAGUUUGAGAGCGCGUGGAGGGAGCUGGAUGAGCCGCAGCUGGAGGGAGGAUGGGAGCUCUUCACCGAGACGAUGGGAGUCAAAAUCUACCGGCUCUACGACAAGGAAACUGGACUUUAUGAGUACAAAGUCUUUGGUGUGCUCGCCACCUGUACUCCAGAGCUGUGUGCAGAUGUCUACAUGGACUUGACAUAUCGGAAAGAUUGGGAUAGCUAUGCAAAAGAGCUCUAUGAGAAGGACUUCAAUGGGCAGACUGCAAUCUACUGGGAAGUAAAAUACCCAUUUCCUCUGUCAAACAGAGAUUAUGUGUAUGUAAGGGGGCGGAGAGACCUGGAUGUGGACGGCAGGAAGAUUUGGGUGAUCCUGGCCAGAAGUUCGCCGGAGACGCCGUGUGCAGAGAAGAGCGGCGUGCUGCGGGUCAAAGACUACAAGCAGAGCGUCGCCUUGGAGAGCGAUGGAGCGUGUGGAACUAAAGUUUUCAUGAAUUACUUCGACAACCCCGGUGGCAUGAUUCCUACCUGGCUGGUGAACUGGGCGGCUAAGAGUGGGGUUCCAGGUUUCUUAACAGACAUGCAGAAGGCCUGCAGCAAUUAUAACAGCUACUGCCAGAAGAAAUGAAUGCAACUGACGGGACAAUGGCUCAUGCACAAGGGCUGAAUUCUAUUUUUCUUGUUUUAGUUUUGGGGGGUAUUGUGAUGUUGUAUGAUCAAAUGUGACUUCUGUAUGGGGUGUGUGUGUGUGUGUGUGUGUGUGUGUGUGUGUGUGUGUGUGUGUGUGUGUGUGUGUGUGGCAUGGUGUUGGCUGCUACUUGUUGCCGUAGCAUUCUGUUUACUCAGGCAUGAUGUGCAUGACCAGCCACCCUCAUUAAUAGGCUGGUGUGAAAUCAAUUCUGUUCCACUGCGCUGUAUUAACCAAUAUUGUAUUGUCUUUUCUGUGCAAUCACUGUAAGCUCCAGUCCCUCCAGGAUUUAGGAGCUUUCAUAGAAUAUUUUUGAAGCUUUGUUUAAUGUUUAUACAAAAUCCUCAAAAGUGGUGAAACAAUGAUAAGUUAAAAUUGCAGCUUCUUGCAUAGGAUUUCAUCACUUUACCUUGUUUAAAUUUGUUUACUGUUUACAUUUAAUGUGACAGAUGCAAUAUAAUUGGAUUUAUUGUGUGUUUGGUCACACUGGAAUCUUCCCAUUGUCUGUUUCAAUUCACUGAAAUUCACUCAUUUGUUAUAGUGAAGUGAAAAUGACAAAUCUGUACUUUUAGAGGAAUGCUGCCUGAUAGGCUUCUUGUGAUUCAUUUCUGUGGGUUCUUUACUUAUGCAAUGAUCAUGUUAUGAUACUCGAUACUGAUUUGUUAUGGGUGCAUAUGGUCAAAGAUACAGUUUCUGAGAUAAUACUGUAUUGAUUUAGGCUGUUGAUACAGGUGAAUAUGGUUUAAUCUGGUCACAAAAAGCCUAUUACUGUGUAAUACCGCUUUGUUAUUGAAAUUAAUAAACUUUUAUUUGAAAUUUA
Messenger RNA from Siniperca chuatsi (mandarin fish), 1600 nucleotides. RefSeq names its product phosphatidylcholine transfer protein. Gene Ontology annotation, molecular function: phosphatidylcholine binding; phosphatidylcholine intramembrane carrier activity. The transcript is spliced from 6 exons. Lineage: Eukaryota; Metazoa; Chordata; Actinopteri; Centrarchiformes; Sinipercidae. The coding region runs from base 16 to 720 and encodes 234 amino acids. The record is from RefSeq and is a predicted model, not a curated record.